CAGUGACGGCAGCAGUGGGCGUGUUUUGGGCUGGUGACGUCGGCGGGGCAGUGCGUUGUUGCAGAGUCACUGCGACUGUAAACAACGGACAUAGAAAAGUCCAGAAUCAGGACUUAACGUCUGUGUUGCUCAUUCCUGUUGUUAACCAAAGCGGAUAUUAAAUAGAGAGUUCUGGUAUGAUAUGACUCUUACCAUCCAUACGAAGUCUCAGUAAAAGUACAGGUCGUGUUUUCGUACAGAGCUAGCUAGCUAGCUAGCCAGUCAGCCCCUGUAGCUUUGCCUUAGCCGUCGUUAGCUUCGCUGGCAAGUCAACAUCUGAGGGCCUGUUACGAGUAAACACUCUUUAUGCCCUGGGUAUAGUUUCUCUUUACUGCUACCAGGAUAUCCUGAACCCUGGGUGGCUGCUCAGAGCGGCCUCCAACCAUCAUGGAGGCAGGAGGGAAGGACUGUGAAGAGGAAACACUGCAGACAGCCUUUAAGAAGCUGAGGGUUGAUGCUGAGAGUCUACCUGGAGCUGUCAGUGUUUCAGAAGUGCUGGCUCCCAGAGCAGCACCACGACCUGGUCUUGACGCCAGCGGGGCAAAGCCUAAGAUCAGCUGCCCGAAGGACAGCUGGCAUGGAUCUAUGAGGAAAACUUCCAAGGGAGCAUCCAGAACCCAGCGGCGUCGGAGAUCCAAGUCCCCCAUCCUCCACCCCCCAAAGUUCACCUACUGCAGCAGCGCUGCAUCCUCCGUACUGUCGACCUCUAGUGGCUGCCUGAAGCACCAGCGCCUGGCCGUGCCUGAGCCUACAGCGCCUUGCCCUGCAGUCGAUGGGAGAACAGCCUCCUCUGCAGCCCAGAAAGAGCUCUCUUCUUCAGCCACCACCAGCUACAUCUCUCCUCUGGUUUUUGGGUCCUGUGCUGGGCAUGAGAGACUGGAUGGAGCUGUGGUUUCCUCAGCAUCUGCACAAAAGAUCCCCAGUGUUAUUACUGCUGUUGCAACAUCGCCCAGGCAGGAUGGGGGAAGCUCUGAAAACGUCCAGUCAAGCAAGCAAAGUGGCCCAGAGAAAAGUGUCUGUGCUGGAACAGAGUGUGGAGCAGGAGCCCCUCUGAGAUUUGGACCUGCUGAAGCUGCUGACUUCCGCGCUUUAUCGGAGCUCAUUUCCUGCUCCUGCGCUCAGAGAAACAGUUCAGAUUUCCAGGAAGAGAGCAGGUCGGGAGCUGAGUCUCAGUGCCAGUGCCACUCCCAUCCUCAGGCCUGGCAUGGUGUGGAGGUGUACUCCUUCACGGGGCUCCGCAGCGUUAUCUCAGAGUGUGAGCGCAGUCUACUGAGCCACGCCGACGCCCCCAGAACUCUCAGUACCAACUGUACCACUGCCACAGCUCCGUCACCUCCAUCAUCGGCGGCGGCGUUGUCGUCAGGCUCUCCUCGCUCAUGUUCAGAGCAGGCACGGGCAUACGUUGACGACAUCACGAUAGAAGACCUUUCUGGCUACUUGGAGUAUUAUUUGUACAUCCCCAAGAAGAUGUCACACAUGGCUGAGAUGAUGUACACGUAAAAAUAAAAAGUAAUGUUAUAAUAUCAAAUAAGGAAAUCUGGUGAAGACGGAUUUUUCUGUUGUUGUGGGGAAUAGUGGUCCUGAGGGCAUGUCAGUGGGUCGAAGAGUGGAUCGGGUAUGAUUGUUGGAUUUUUCCAACACACAGUCAAUGUACUGACUGAUUUUUCUUUAAGUCAAAAUGUUUCCACUUUGCUUGUCUGCUGCUUGAGCCCGGCAGAAACACAUCACCACCUCCCGCUAGUUCCAUGAAGUUUGUGCUUCAUGGAAACCUUUUUUUUUUUUCUUUUCCAAAUGUAAAUUUUCAGUUUACAAAUGAAGUUGCCAAAGCUCUGGGUGCAGGGUCUUGCAGAAGGAAAUACUAGUAGGAAUAUGCAAGCUUGUAAUGUCAGGUGUGAUUUUGUUUGUAGUGCUGUGACCUUCCAAGUCACCUGUCUGAAUUUAAUUUCUCAAUAAAGAAGCAAAAUGUUUUUGCUGGAAA
Molecule: messenger RNA, 2017 nt
Organism: Monopterus albus (swamp eel)
Lineage: Eukaryota; Metazoa; Chordata; Actinopteri; Synbranchiformes; Synbranchidae
Gene: oser1
Product: oxidative stress responsive serine-rich 1
Exons: 4
Coding region: 427-1539 (370 amino acids)
Biological process (GO): cellular response to hydrogen peroxide
Source: RefSeq, a predicted model, not a curated record